CCGAGGAGAAGCGGAAGCUAGGCGGCUCUGCUGCUUCGGCGACCCGGCGGCGGCGACGGCGGCUGUGGCGGUGACGGCGGCGGGAACAGGCGCUUCCCUCGGGGAGCAGCAGCGGGGUCAGCGGCCGCUCGCACCGCUCGGAGGGGCCGGCCGGGCCGGAGCGGAGUCGCUGCGCCACGGGUGGCAUUGUGUGUCCCAGAGUGCAGGAGCGCGUCCUAAAAGAGAGGCGAGGCGGAGCCCCAAGCGCUGGGUUGCUUCAGCUGGGAAGACUCCCUUCCCCCUGCUUCAGGCUGCUGAGCUCUGAGCACCGCUCAGAAUGGAAGCCAUCGCCAAAUAUGACUUCAAAGCUACUGCAGACGACGAGCUGAGCUUCAAAAGGGGGGACAUCCUCAAGGUCUUGAAUGAAGAAUGUGAUCAGAACUGGUACAAGGCAGAGCUCAAUGGGAAAGAUGGCUUCAUUCCCAAGAAUUACAUAGAAAUGAAACCUCACCCGUUUGGCAAUGACGUGCAGCACUUCAAGGUGCUCCGAGACGGGGCCGGCAAGUAUUUCCUCUGGGUGGUGAAGUUCAAUUCUCUCAAUGAGCUGGUAGAUUAUCACAGAUCUACGUCUGUUUCCAGAAACCAGCAGAUAUUUCUCCGGGACAUAGAACAAGUGCCACAGCAACCGACAUACGUCCAGGCCCUCUUUGACUUUGACCCCCAGGAGGAUGGAGAGCUGGGCUUCCGUCGGGGAGACUUUAUCCACGUCAUGGAUAACUCAGACCCCAACUGGUGGAAAGGCUCCUGUCACGGGCAGACGGGCAUGUUCCCCCGCAACUACGUCACCCCUGUGAACCGGAACGUCUAGGGAGCUGGGCAAGGUUAUUUAAGGAGAGUGGGAAAUGUAAAACACACACAGAAGUCAGAGCCCACAAGCUGCCUUCCCAGCAGCCUGUGAGGAGUGCAGGCACCUGGUGGGCCACCUGGUGGUCCUCACUUUGGUUGGAACUCUCGGGGGGGUGGGAGUGGGAUUGGAUAUAAAAAUGCCAAAACGUACCUAUAAAUUAAGAAAAGAGUUUUUAUUACAAAUUUUCACCGCUGCUCCUCCGUCCCCUCCUUUGUCCUGUUUUUUAUCCUUUUUCUCUCUUGUCCAUCUGUGCAUGACACCUACUGCCACGUAUAGUCCUAGCCGAUGCCAAUAAUAAAAGACACCAAGUGGACUGGUAUUUUCUCUAUGCAAAAUAUCUGGUGUAGUUGAGACGGCUGAAAGAAGAACAACUGUUCUGUGUUCUUCACACAUACACACAAAGGAGAGGCGCGGGCAGCUGGCCGCCUUGGGUACUGGGUUCUGCUGGAGGCUCUGCCCUCCAGCCCUGACCCUGUCUUCUAUCUUGUCAGAGUUGGAAACUGCGUGGGGGUGAGAGGAAAGGAAGUUGCCACUCACCUGCUUCCUGAGAAGGUCAAACUAAAAACCUGCCUCCCGUUUUUCCGCCUCGUUUUCCCUUCCAAAUGGUAUUAUUGAGCAUGUUGUUUUUUCAUAGUGCCUUUUUUCUUAUUUCAAGGGUUGCUUCUGAGUGGUAUUUUUGUUUGUUUUUUAUUUGUUUUGUUUUAAAUAAGACAGUCCAGAGCUUUUCAGCCAAUUUGUCUCCUGCUCUAUGUAAAUAUUUUUCGCGGGUCGGGGGGCAGGGUAGAGUAAAGGAGACAAGUAGCAGUGGUGGGUGUGGGCAUUCUCCUGCCUGCUCGGAGCCAGAAGUCUUCAAGGUUCAGCUUUAAUAUUUGUGAGCCCUUCUGAAUUUAAGGAGCCAGUGCCCACGAUAUCUGGAGGGGCUGCCUGACGGGACCUGGCUGAAAAGGGGAUCAGAACUAUUGGCCUCGAGGUCUCAGGUGUCACCUGCCCCUUCCUGAGCCCUAGUGUUCCUCAGACGCAGAUCCCUGGAGCAGCAAGUUUCCACACCCAGGAAAGCCAGGAGCGAAGAUAUGUUUGGAUUUCAAAAAUCGCUUUUUCACUGUAAUGGCCUAUACCCUCUUCCCAUGCUGGGUGGGAGAUAAAAGCAUUCACUUUUCAUUUUUCUUGCUCUUCACACCAGAGGUAUCUGCUCAUGGCUUUCCCCCUUGCUGUCACCUCACCUGCCCAGGUGAGCAGGAGGGCAGUGUUCAAGGGAGAGCUGGGUUGUUGGUCUCAUUUCACAGCGGGCUGUGUUUGCACCGCUCCACUGCCCUUUCCCCCCAAAAACGAGUGUUCCCAGGAAGCAAGAUUCGGUGGGGAAGGAAGGGUUGGCAAAGUCAAGAGGCGAGUUCAUUGCAAAGCUCUCUGUCCGUCCUCUAUCAGCUUCUCUCCCUGUAGUCACGUGUCUCCACCCAGUCCCCUUCCCACAACAACAAAAGAGGCUGCUUACAUUUCUCUCCCCCAGGGGUGGCGAGGCCUCGGCCCCACACGCUCUGUUGGAGUCUCCCUGAACCCUAGUGAUGUGGCGCUGGAUGGGACCUCGGCCUUCGAGGCGCCAGCAGGCCGCGGCCCCCUGAACCGAGCCUCCUGCUGCCUCUCACCCUGCGCCUCCUUCCCCUGCUGAUGAUACAAGGAACCUGGCAUUCUACACCUGGACCAUUUGAUUGUUUUAUUUUGGAAUUGGUGUAUAUCAUGAAGCCUUGCUGAACUAAGUUUUGUGUGUAUAUAUUUAAAAAAAAAAAUCAGUGUUUAAAUGACCUAUGUACUUAAUCCUUUAACUCUGCGGAUAGCAUUUGGUAGGUAGUGAUUAACUGUGAAUAAUAAAAUACAAUGAAUUCUUCA
Trichechus manatus latirostris (Florida manatee) is the source of this 2767-nucleotide messenger RNA. RefSeq names its product growth factor receptor bound protein 2 (gene GRB2). Gene Ontology annotation, molecular function: epidermal growth factor receptor binding; phosphotyrosine residue binding. Bases 317 to 847 code for a protein of 176 amino acids. NCBI's taxonomy places the organism in Eukaryota, Metazoa, Chordata, Mammalia, Sirenia, Trichechidae. The record is from RefSeq and is a predicted model, not a curated record. The transcript is spliced from 5 exons. Gene Ontology annotation, cellular component: plasma membrane; cytoplasm; nucleoplasm. Gene Ontology annotation, biological process: regulation of MAPK cascade; signal transduction.